Glycine soja is the source of this 550-nucleotide messenger RNA. Its product is annotated as mitochondrial import inner membrane translocase subunit TIM22-3-like. Bases 1 to 348 code for a protein of 115 amino acids. Gene Ontology annotation, molecular function: transmembrane protein transporter activity. The record is from RefSeq and is a predicted model, not a curated record. Gene Ontology annotation, biological process: protein targeting to chloroplast; protein insertion into mitochondrial inner membrane. Gene Ontology annotation, cellular component: TIM22 mitochondrial import inner membrane insertion complex; chloroplast envelope. The transcript is spliced from 4 exons. NCBI's taxonomy places the organism in Eukaryota, Viridiplantae, Streptophyta, Magnoliopsida, Fabales, Fabaceae.
AUGUACAAGUCAAUUUCUUCAUCAUCAACAGUUCCUCCAAGAGUGGCAUCUCAUUUAUUACGGAACACAACAUUUGCAAUUUUAUCCGGAGUUGAUAGUGUGGUUUUCUGCAUAUUGGGAAGACUUCGAGGAAAGGAUGAUGCCAUUAAUGCUGGGGUAGCUGGAUGCUGCGCUGGUCUUGCUACAAGUUUUCCUGGUACACCCCAAUCACUUCUACAGAGCUGCAUUGCUUAUGGGGCACUUUCUUUUAUCAUUGAAGGGUUAACCAAGCAACGAUCUGCACUUGCAUGUCCCAUGUCCAAGAAAACAAGUGUACGCAACCAGGGUAUAAUUCCUACAUCUCAUUGAGAAGGGUAUAUUGCCUUUUAUGCAUCAUUAAUAUAAGGUUAAGGUGUAUAGCAUAUGCACCUUUCUUUUGCCUUCUUUGUAGCUUUCUUGUAGUCUUUAUGGAAACUUUUAGAAAUAAUAUAAGGGUGAGACACAUUGUAACAUGGAAUGUGCUAAAUCAUAGCAUGUUGAUUACACAAUGUUCUUUAUGUGAUUUUUUGUA